This is a messenger RNA of Aphidius gifuensis, 1087 nucleotides long. RefSeq names its product neprilysin-11-like. NCBI's taxonomy places the organism in Eukaryota, Metazoa, Arthropoda, Insecta, Hymenoptera, Braconidae. The coding region runs from base 1 to 681 and encodes 226 amino acids. Gene Ontology annotation, molecular function: metalloendopeptidase activity. The record is from RefSeq and is a predicted model, not a curated record. The transcript has 7 exons. Gene Ontology annotation, biological process: protein processing. Gene Ontology annotation, cellular component: plasma membrane.
AUGCAAAAGAAGCUGUCAAAUCUAAUUGCAACUGUUGUAAAUGCCUACUAUGAUUAUCUAGAAAAUUCUUUGUCAAUUCCAGCAGUAAUUUUACAACGACCAUUUUACAGUAAAGAACAACCAGAUGCUGUCAAUUAUGGAGGGAUUGGUGGUGUAAUAGGUCAUGAAAUUUCUCAUGGAUUUGAUGACAUUGGACGUCGUUAUGACAAUAAUGGUAAUUUAAAAAAUUGGUGGUCAAAUAAUACACUUAAUGACUAUAAAAAAAGAGCCUGGUGUUUGGUGGAAAAAUUUAAAAAAUACGCAAUUGUUUCGCAGAAUACAACUUACAAGCUAAAUUCAAUAAAAACAUUGUCAGAAAAUAUUGCUGAUUCAACAGGCAUACGAGCUGUAUUUAAGGCAUUUGAAAAACACUCUGUUGAAAAAUAUUCAUCAAAUAAUAUGCGGCUAAUUGGUUUGGAAAAUAUAAACACCAGAAAAUUGUUUUUUCUUUCAUAUGCACACUCAUUUUGUGAAGCAAUGCCUUUAAAUAAAAUGCUCAAUAUGUUGAUGACUGAUGUACAUUCACCAGCUCCUUUUCGGAUGACUGGAACACUUUCAAAUAUGAAAGAAUUUUCUGAUGUGUUUGAAUGUUCCAACAAAACAAUAAUGAAUCCACAAACAAAAUGUGGUUUAUGGUAUUAAAAAUAAAUUUUAAAAUUAUACAAACUUGCUAUCUACGUGCUCGUUUAAAUUGAAGAGUAUAAUUGAAUUAUUAUUAAAAUAAUGAUGACAAAUAAUAAUUUUGUGAAUUAAUUAAAAACACGUGUUUGAUUUUGCCAAAAAACAUCGUGUUGAAGUACAAGAUAUUUAUUGGCCGGUGUGUUUAAACAUUCAAAGUCCUUGAUGAUAUUUUGAUGUAUAAAUACAUGUAAUUUUGAUGCAUUACCAAAACGAUGACGUGUUGCUCUAUCAGCCAAUUGAAUAGUAGCAACUGUUACAGCAGUUCCCAUGACAUUUAAAACUUCAAGUGCAGGACAAUUUUCAAGUACUCUUUGAAUAGCAACAUCAGUCACUAAUUGACAACCACAACAUUCUAGUUUUAUUAAAU